AGGAUGUCAAGGAUUGGUUGAAUUCACCUCCAGGACGAGACUUCUACUACAUUCGAAAACAAACGCAGUAUAGAAAAAAUUAAUGCUAGUAUCAUACCCAAAUCACCUCAACGCGAAUGUCAGUUUUCCAGUUUAAAAUCACAUAUUCGCAGUAGAAACGCCAAAAUCAUGGAAUACGGGGAUAUCAGGAGCAGAUGGCAGCAGCGCUCGUAGCCAACAGGAAGAGCUAACUUAGCCUGCUAGCUUACAGACGAAUUUCACUACGGACAAAUCGACCAGAAAUUUGAAGGAAAGCCCGUCAGCAUGUUGAUGGUGGGCGACCAUGGAGGGAUCUUCUAGAAUGAGUGUGAGAGAGCUUUGUGAGACAGAUGAUCUGGCCACGAGUCUGGUGCUGGAUCCCUUACUGGGGUUCAGCACUCAUAAGAUGAACAUAAGUCCUCCCCCUGAGAUCCGGCGAUGGGGUUACCUCAGAGAGACACUUCUGCGGUUCAAACGCACACAUGACUUCCAGGCCACCUUUGAUGCCCUGUUGGAUGGGGAAUGGGUCAGUGGCUAUUUCACUGGGCUGGGUUCACACCGACAGGAGCUGUUGAAGCAGCACAUGUAUCGCUAUAUGACAGCAUUUCUGUUGGACAGUGGAGUGAGCAUCGAGCCAUGUAACCGCUAUUCCUCUGAGACUAAUGGAGCUAAAAUCACAUCCACCCGACACUGGCUUGUGGGAGAACGGGUGGAGGUCCUGCAGGGCUGUAUAGCUGAGCUGAGCCCUGAGGAUAGUGCCGUCCUCAGAGCAGGAGUGAAUGACUUCAGUGUCAUGUACUCGACGCGCAAGAGAUGUGCUCAGCUUUGGCUGGGGCCGGCUGCCUUUAUCAAUCAUGACUGCAGACCCAACUGUAGGUUUGUCCCUGGAGAUAAGAAUGGAGCUUGUAUAAAAGUGGUGCGGCCCAUCUCACCGGGGGAGGAGAUUACCAGUUACUAUGGGGACAGCUUUUUUGGAGAGAAUAAUGAAAUGUGUGAAUGUUGCACAUGUGAGAGGAGAGGAGAGGGAUCAUUUAAGAAGAGAGACCAGUCACCAGAUGUGGCUUGCUCUGGGGAUCCUUCAGGACAGAAAUAUGAGUUCAGAGAGACCGACCUAAGGCUUAACAGGAAUAGGGGAAAUGGCACCCCAAAGCCGUUUCUCACUGUAUCAAACUCCGCCUUGCCAAUGAGGAAUACAUAUUCCCAACGGACAAAGAGGAACGCCCUUGUUUUGAGCAAGAUGAGAAAGACUGAUAGGUGGAGGAGGAGGGAGGAGCAUUGCAAACAGGUGGAAAAGAGGACACAAAACCUCUUAUCAUCUUUUCCUCACCUCAAGCUAAAGGAGCUGAGCAUCAGCCUCUAUCAGCACAGCACAAAUUUCCUAUUAAGCUGUAAGGACCCCUUGAGCAAAGAAAGGGCCCUGCUAUACCUAAUUGAGAAAGUGCGACCAAAACCAGAGAGGAUCACAAAGAACAGCAAAUCUGUCUCUCCACCUCUCAGUAGUGCCAACAUAAAUGGACCGGAGGAGAGGAAAGAUGAGGAUGGAGACAUGUUAAAUGGAGACCCCGUAAUUAGAUUUAAACCCUUUACUCUUGAAUGUGUUUCCAGUGUACAUGAAAGAGACAGCAUGAAGGCCAAGGGAGGUAACAUUGAUGCAUCAUCUGUCAGAAUUGUCCACCAGGGCAUUUCCUCAAGGACCAGGAAUAUUCUUCGUAGUCGUCUGAGCAGUCUCCAGACAAGGAGGCGAUCUAAACUCUCCAGAUUCAACAAAAGGAGGACCAGACUGAUCAAAUCCAAUCCUAAACUCUCUACAGGGCAAAAUGAAUGCUCUGACUCACAGACACGAGAUGGGAAGCAGCAAAAAAGAAGCAAGGUCGUGUCUAUGGACACUACUAACCCUGUUGUAAUCUCUCCAGGUAAACCAUGUAAUGAUAAACAUGUACACGUUGAUGGAGACGCUGGGACUGACAGUGACAAAUCAUCACAAACAGAGAGCAUGGUGAUCAGAGAGACGCAGCAGAGUGUCUUUAGGGAUUGCCUCAGGGAAGUGGCUGGUGAUGUUAGUGCUUGUGUAGCUUCAGAGACCUCAGGGGAUAACAAGCAAAACCACAGGCAGACUGUCUCUUCUAGCGCUGUUAGCGAUACACCCUCCUUGUCUUCACCAUCUCUUAAUAGUCCUGUCUCUUUCCACUCAGGGUUAAAUCGUUACCUCAGAGUCAGUCUGGUCAGGGUGGCUAUCCCAGGAAAGCCAGAGGAUGAAAGUACAGGUCAGAGGGAGGCAGACAGUAGAAGAGACAAGGUUACGGCACCAGCAGCAGCGUCAGUACAGCAGAGCACAAAAUUUAAUGGGAGCAAAGACGGCAAUAGACAAGGUAAGAAAGGGGUGAAGGAGUUGUAUUUCACACCAGUAAAUAUGGAGAGUGCAGAUAAGUACUUAAAAGUAACAUGUGAUUUAGAGACUGGCAAAAACACAGUCACACAACCUGUUGCAAAAGAACUUGUGGAUGCGUACGGUAAGGAUAGCCACAGUGAGCAUGAAAUUGAAGGCAAGCAAGAUAAUAAAGUUGUAACGGUCGCGUCUGUUGAAGUUACAAUUCCCAAAAAUUCAGAAGUUGCUGUAAAGAAACGGAAAAGAGCCGAUAAGGAUGAGAAACAAGCACAUGUUGAACGCAUACCUGAGGUGCAGGAUAAAGAAAGCAUGAUCAAGAAGCAGGAAGAAGUAAUAGUUGAAGAAAAUCACUUGAAAAAGAAAGUGGUAACAGCACGUUUUGGUAGCAGGACUGUUGUUGUUAAAGAGGCAAGGGUACUGCUGAAGGAUAUUAGAAAGAAUUUGAGUUGCAAGUUUAGUCAACAAGAUAAGGACGCUAAUGACCACCAACCUCCGUGCAGUUACAGUGGUAAAAGAGAAGCUGAUAAUAUAAAGACACUAUCACUUACUGACAAUAAAGAGACAAAGGACAAGCAUGAAGCACUUAAUAACGGGAAUGAGAACCCUAAUAAAGGACUCACGGCAGCUGAUCAUCCAAAUAUACAUGAAGAUACUCAAGUGAAACAGUCAGAAAACACUUUGAUUUCCUCAGAACCUCUAUCCAUGUGCAAGGUUUCUCUGGAUCACAGUCCCCAGAGCAGCAUUCCCUUAAAGAAACGAGCAUUUCGAGAAUCGCUUGAUACAGACCCAGAACAGGAUAUUAAUGUUCCUGCAACGCCAUGUACUGAUGUCAGUAAAGGCAAAGAACUCAAUUCGGACAAUCUGUUACCUAAGCCAAGCGAAAGCAGCAGUGUGGAUACAACAUUGUUGAAACAUUCAGAAUCAAGUUUAACUCUCAAAGCCAAUGUUGGGUCCAAAAAGCGUGGCUCAUCCAAGUUGAUAAAGACUUCGUCUAAACAAUACUGUAAAGCUCUUCAGAGUGCUCAUCGUGGACCAGGGAGAAGCAAUGUCAGAGUUCCUGAAUGCAGAGAUGGCACAAGUAAUGUACAUGUUUGUGAGAGGACAAUCAAUGACCCUAAGCAUGAAACAUCUAAAAUGACAGAAGCAGACAAUUGCAACAUGGGAGAGGAGAACCAAGCGAAAAGUGACAAAAGAGUAGAAGGAAGAAAGAAAGGACCAGGGGACUGUGAGAUUACAGAUAAUAUUGAGCAUGCCGUCAGUGAUGAGUUGUCUACCUCAAAUGUUUCGGAUAACACGGAAGAAGAGCAGAAGCUUAUCCGCAGAAUCCGCCUUAAGAGGAAGAGGGGAAAGGAGUGGGCAAUGGAGUGUACGGAUGAGGCAAAAAGUGUUGCGGACAAGUCAAGCCCACAGCAAUGCUUGGCUUUAGUUGACCCUUUUAGGGCCAUUUUGGAUUCUGUCUCAAUUUUAAAUGCAGAAAUGGAGAGAAUUCGGGGUCAUGGGGAGGCCGAUAACGGCGUAGGUUUGGAGAAAGCCACCAAAGCAGUUCAAGACGUGCUGGAACAUUGCAGAAAAGAAUGUGCAGCUAAGCCAUGUAAAAGACAACAAAAACUAUCGGCUGUUUGCAUUAACAAGAAGAACGUUAGUACACCAAAAGAAAUUGUUCAAGACAGUAGUGAUGUUACCGACAAGCAAAUACAACAAAAAUCAUCUGACCCAAAAAUUGAGGCAGACGUUGAUGACAUUAAACCGUUGCCUCUGAUUAGAUUGUGCAGGAGAGCUGAAGGCAAGUGGGAGGUGGAGUGGAAAGAAGCUCACAGUGAAGAUGGGAGCACUGAUACUGUGCACGGGGAGCCAGAGAAAUUAACAUCUGUCUUCUCUACAGCAGCAAUAGUGGAGCAGAUGCCUCUCGGCAAUGUUAAAGACGAAAACCCGUCUCAGUGCCAGCAACUAAUGGCGGGGCGUAGUUGUACCAAGGGGACAGAGACCUUCAGAGAUCCACUGAGUUUUGAGACUUCACCCUUACCAUUAUCCCUUUCACCUUUGUCACUUUACUCUCCCUGUUAUGAUGGGCUGGCAGGAGUUAGUAAUGUCAGUGGGAGUAUUCAAGCAAAAGAGAAUGUAAGAGAGCAGGUGUCAGACAAUUUCGAUAGUCUCAAGCCUGGAGUUAGUAGAAGUGACAAUAAAGAAAGCAAUGACAUUUGCUUGAGUCACAAUUUGUUACAGAUUAAUAAAAGUCUGUCAAAACUCCAGGCUCUGAGCCAGUCACAGGUAUGCGAGAAAAGUGUGCCCACUAAUACCAGUGUAACCGCCUCUCAGAUUCAGUCUCCUCCCAUUUCUCCCUUUUCCACCGAUUGUGGCUUUAGUAACUAUUCUGAAGAUGUGCUGGAGUUUCCAUGUUUAAAUCUCGAAAGCUACGAUCAGAUGCCUGCACAAAACAACUUGGCAGGCUCUUUAAUAGAUUACUAUCCUGGUGAACCACAUAACACCGGGUCCUUCAGCAGCCCCUUUUCCCAAAGUCCCACUGAUGCAUGGGAUCCGGAGACCCCUUACCUAGGAUCCCCAAGCCCAGUGAGUAACUUCAGUAGUGAUGAGGAGCUAAGUUUCCCGGAUAUUGUCUUUGCUCAGUCUGACACAUCCUCAUCUAUUGGUGCAUCACAACUCAGUCUCUUCAAAGAUAAGCUCUGUAAUACAGCCACGAGUUCUGCUCCUCUUCAAGACCCCGAGAAAGAUCUGUACUUGUCUGAUGGCGAGUUGUCAAAAACUCCCAUAGAGCUCCAGGUCCAGGAAGUUUCAGCAACACAGUUUCUCCCCAAAGACUUGACAAUGUUUAACAAUGCAUCUACAAGUGCUAAACAGCCUGGGCACCCAAAUUCACGCCUGCAUCCUCAGGAUAAAAAGUUAAACUUUCUUGAUUCCAUUGUGAACUUGAAGUCCUCAGAGUCAGGCCUUGCUAAAAUUGACGUUAAAGACUAUGGACCUCUCAACCUGCAUAGCUCAAAGGCUAAAUACGAAUCUGUCUUUCCAAACCAGUCAACACAAAGUCUACAUGGUGCUGGACCUCAGAGUAACCUUGUUACACCCUUCCAUGCUGAUUAUCCAGGUGCAUUCAGCUCUGGUAAUGCACUUUUUCGUAGCAAUGACAAGAAGCUUCCUUUUUUUUCAAACCCCAAGAAUGUCUUGAAAAACGAGGAAGGCCAGAAUGCUUGUCGAGUUUCUGUGGCUGCAGGCAGCUCAAAAUCUCACAACAACCUGGAAAGCGUCUAUGCUUGUCCAGGUCCAUCAAGCUCUCACAGUGGAAAAGAGUCUUCUGCUAGAUGUCCUAAUGCUGGGUUCUCAAGAUUGGCUGAAAAUCUGCAAAAAAAACCAAAGAAUGUCCCUUCCAAACAGUACCCUGCUAAUCCCGGUCCGCAAGGUGAUCGCAUUCACCCUGUUUACUUUAUCAGCUCUAGCAAAACCACAACAAACUUUUUCAAGAACAAUGCAGGCCUAAAGUCCCAGAUCUCAAGAAAUGAUAAAGAUCCAUCUCUGUCCUCCGCGUUUUUAUUUCCCUCAUCUCAAGGUUCUCAAUCUUACAGUACAUCACAAAGCAAACUCUCAAAAUUGGAAAAACCCCAUGCUGUUGUGGCUCCCACUCAAAACACUCAACUUUCUGGAGUGUCUUCUAUCCAGCCCAAUAAGAAUCAGAUGUGUUCAAACAUUUCUCACUGUGAUUCUUCCGAUUUCAACUUCAGCUCCUCUCUUUCACCUCCUGCGUCGCAGCACAGCAGUCCUCAUCUGGGAUACAGAGAAUCCUCAAUCCAUGGGGUCCCUUUGAUUAAAACUCAGUCAACUACCUUUGAACACAGUCAAACUCCUCACCAGUCUUAUGUAGUGAACUUCACCGGAGAUCAUUCUCUGACCCUGGGCUACAGUGAGGAUGGUGAAAGCUUGAAUUAUUCUGGUUCAGGACCUGCAAAUUACACUUAUCAUUGUCUUAUGGAGCCUUCGGGAACUCAAGGAAGGCUGGUUGUAGAAGCGUGUGGUCCCUCAAACUUCUCACCUCCUCCCUCUGUGAGUAGGUUUGCAGGGUCUAAAGUCCACGCAGGCCAAAACAGUAAGGAUCAGCAGCAUCAGGGGACAGGAACUCACCCAUGUAAUUCUCUACACUUCUCCACCUCCCACUCGCAAAGCACCCCCAUAACGGAACGCAAGCCUAAGAGACUUAGGCUUGUGGUGACUGACGGUACAGUGGAUCUGGACCUACAAUAUACUGAUUAAUAACGACCAUUUGUCAUUGAUAUGCUGAGACUUUAUUUAUUUCAAACAACUUCAAUGUAAUAAGAUGUUCUUUUUGUUUUCAUUAAACUUGUAUUAUGUAAAAUGUCCUGUUCUUAGCAUCGAAACAGAUUUUCUUGAAAUAUUUAAAGACAUAUUUUUAUUAGCACACUUGCUCAGUUAUUUGUAUGCUACAUGAUGAAUUUUCUUUAGUACCUUAUUAUAGAAGAUAAUAUUUUCAUGCUAGUGGUUCUGUAUUAAAACAGAGAAAAAUAGAUAUUCUGUUCGUCCUGUAGUACAUUAGACUUGCCACAUGGUGGGGAUGUUCUCCACAAUGUGAAAAUUCUCUGUUUCCUCCUAGCCUUUUCAGUUCGGAGUUAGCAGUCUAGAUUGCAGAACAUGUGACCGAUCAUAUGUGAGAAAAAGAAGUGUGGCUGGCAACUUGCACAGUUCAGUGGGUUAGCACAUGAAGGACCAGAGCAGGGAGCGUGUGCUUUUAAUUUAGGGUUGUUUGAAAGCCCAUUUGUCAAGUUAAAUGAGAGUGUGCACCACUGACUGCACAAAUAUUUGUGAGACAUAUGACAAACACAUACUUUGAGCAGCUCUCAGGUGUCCUGUAUUUGGUUUAGGGGAUUCCUGCAUGUCAUUAAAGGACUGCAGCAGCUGCUACAUUAAAUGCAUAUUUCAAUCACGGCAAUUUCAGCAUCUUUAUCAUCUGUGGUGUCAUUUAUUUGAAUAGACUCCCAUCUUUUCCACACAAAUCAAACACACUUUGCAAGCACAAAUGUGUUUUGGCAUUGGAUGCCCUUUUUAACACCAAACAUUUGUCUAUAUCAGCUUCAUGGGGUUUUGUAUCAUAUUGGGCAUUGCUUUGGUACAUUGGGCCAAUGCAUAAUUACUUAGUUACCACUUGUAUUACUCUAGAGAGAUGUUUAGUGCCCUUUGGAGCUGAUCCUUGAUCAGACUCACUUAACACUUACAGAAUAUUGUUACGAUAAUGUACUGUAGUCCUACAGGCCACCAAGACCCAAAAGCUGACAUCAUCUCCAACCGUAUAUAUUGUGUUGGGUUUUUAGUUUUUACUUCCCCAGUACAUGUCAGAUAUGAAAUGCGUUUGUUGGUUUCUUCUCAGUUUUAAUAGUUACAGACAUGAGAGAGCCCUGGGCUGUCCUACAUGUUUAUAACGUAGUUUGUGUUAAGCCUUGGUCUAUGAAAAGCCAGUGUAUUAUAUUUAUUUAAAUAUGUUCUUAAAGGGAUAGUUC
Sinocyclocheilus rhinocerous is the source of this 7920-nucleotide messenger RNA. RefSeq names its product serine-rich adhesin for platelets-like. The record is from RefSeq and is a predicted model, not a curated record. Gene Ontology annotation, cellular component: nucleus. The transcript is spliced from 9 exons. NCBI's taxonomy places the organism in Eukaryota, Metazoa, Chordata, Actinopteri, Cypriniformes, Cyprinidae. Gene Ontology annotation, molecular function: histone H4K20 methyltransferase activity; protein binding. Bases 323 to 6661 code for a protein of 2112 amino acids.